Molecule: messenger RNA, 3808 nt
Organism: Larimichthys crocea (large yellow croaker)
Lineage: Eukaryota; Metazoa; Chordata; Actinopteri; Sciaenidae
Gene: umad1
Product: UBAP1-MVB12-associated (UMA) domain containing 1
Exons: 4
Coding region: 292-735 (147 amino acids)
Source: RefSeq, a predicted model, not a curated record
AAGGGAGGCGUUCCUGCACGGAAACCAAAAAGGACGAGAUCUCUCGACGUCAGCAUCAUAACAUAACAACACACGGAUGAUAGCGACACGAAAAAGGAAGGAAGGAAGUACAGAUGGAGGAUUGAUUAGGUUACGUCUAAUUAUUUAGCUGAGUCAAAGUGACAUUAGCAGCGAGGUGGAACUAACGAAAACGGAACCAAACAUAAGCAGCAGAGUGGACCAUGAAGUGACUUAACGGCCGUGUGUUUUUUUUUUUAACUUCAUGACAAGGCACGACCACCAGAGAGAAUCAUGUUAAGUUUCCUUGGACUCCGCAAAGACCCGAAGAAGUCGACGUCAGAGAAGGAAGCAGAUGGAGGCUUUGUUAUCGUUGGAGAGACAGUCGAAGAACAGAGGAGGAAGAUGCAGACCAUGAACAUCGCACAGCCGUCAACAUAUGUCAUAGUGCAGCCAUCAAAGUCAUCAAAUAUAGUUCCAGCUCAACCCACUGACACAAACCCCCCUACAGCUUUACCUACCACUUUCCCAAUGGCAGGGACCUCAGCGGUGGAAGUUGCUUCGACUCUCCCAGAUCUCCUCGGGGACGUACCGUUCACUUUGGCUCCUCAUGUCCUGGCCAUGCAGGCAGGCUUCCCCCAAAUUCCAGAUGUGUUGCUGUCGCGGGACAUAAAUUACAACCUGGCUAGUUUUCAGUACGACUUCACUUUAGAAAACUCUGUGCUUCAUAAUGUCUAGUCUGUUUGGAUUUUAAUACCAGGACGGUCAUCAUGAGUUAAUGCUAUAAGGAACUUGGCUUCCAGCCCUACAACAUAUUAAGUACAUGUGAUUCUGUAGCAUUAUGAGCAAGUUAAAGCUCACUAAACUUAAGUAAAACACAAAAUAAGUUGUAGAACUGAGAAGCAUUAAAUUCCUGUUAUUAAAUCCUUAUCCAUUUUCAAUGUAGAGGCAUUUGAAAUCAAAUGACAUUACAUUGGAAAGAUUGUGGAAUUGUGACUGGUUGGACAACUGACAACGAUGAAUAUUUAUAGCUUUGUAGGAACUAAAUGGAUUUGUGGUUCCCUUGUUCCUUGUUGAGUUUCAGUUCACCUGUUGUUUACUUUAAUUUCAGAUUAUGAUUGGUUAAGACCGCCAAGUCCUUAGGCUUUGGCUAACCUGGUAAUCCUGAUUACAAGUUCUUCAGAGUUCUUCAAAGUUUUUGCAUUUUGUUGUGUAAAGCCUCAGGCUUGUGUUGGGUUUAUGUUUGAUUAUUUUCAAAUGUAUUUUUUUUUUUAGAUAUCUAUCUAACUGUGCUGCUCUUCGAGGUCUUUGAGUGUCACUUGUUGCAAGUAGAAGCGCAAUGCCCAGAGAGAAUCAUGACAAAGACCUUUGUUGCCAAUGCGUUGCAUUAGCUUAUCAAGCUAAAAGUAGUAAAGCAUAAAAAUUGCCUCGGAUCUCAGGGCAAGUUCGUGCCUCAGAUUUGGCAGUGUUCAAUCUCCCUGGAAACGGCCAAUGUCAGCCAGUGGAUAUCUGGAAACCGGGUAAUGGAUAUCUGGCCAAGAUUUCCUCUGCAGUCCAAUCUGUAACUUGAUAAUGUGGGAAAGAUGAGAAAGACACAUUUGUGCUAAUCUCUAUAAAUGGAUAUGCAGAAUAUUUUUUUUGAGUCUUUCAAUUGUCGUCAAACGUCAGGUGAUUGGCUCCUAGAUUGCUGUGUGUGAUUGAUCGAUUCUACUCAGACUACAAACAGAAACCAGAAUGUUUGUAAUACCAAAAUCCUUGCUGAAUUCUUCAUUUAUAUAAAGGUAUCUGUUCAUGGAGAUAAGGCAGUGCCAGUCUGGAUUGAUCAGGGUACGAGCCAGGAUCCAGUUCUCGGUUUUAAGUCUACUGACUGCUCAUAUUACUUUCCACGUCAUACUCCAUUUUGCUAAGCAGUGAACUCGUGGAGUACAACUCACUUGCAGACACAAAUGGUGGCCCAAACUGCAAAUAACCCAAGUUGUACGACAUUAAAAUUAUCCUUGAAUUGAAGUUGAAUUUCAUUGGAUAGGCUUCCAUAAUCUAUUAUUUGGAAUAUUAUUUUGUCAUUUGAGGACGUGGCACCUAGAUGAUAAAGCAAUAACUUUUGAUUGAAACUUAGUACUUGGACAACAAAUUGCCUACCUCCCGUAGAGUUAAACCCAAGUGUUAAAAUAGAAUCAUUGAAUGUAAAAUACUGAUUCAUGUCAGGUCUUUUGAAUCAUCUAUUUAUGUACAAACUGCAACGUGUGGAGUGUUUAAAUGAUCAAGUAAAAAUGUGCGCAAAGACUAUUUUUACUAAAGCUCUCGUAUAAUCAUUUACUAUGAUGCCAUUUGUAUAUUUGACAUUAUAUGUGGCAAAAACUCUUUCAAUUAAUGUACCAAUCAUCGCCAUGCUUGAAUCUUGCUCCCUGAAUAUGGCUUUCCUUUUGAUCCAGCAUGAGUUUAUUGUUUUGGUUCUUUGGUCUGUAUUUUCAGUUGAUCUUUCUUUGCUUGUGUUUAUGGCAGAUAGUUUUCAUUGGGUUGCAGUCAAAUAUAUCUUUGCUCAUAUAUUUCUGUACUUUUUACUGUUACAGAAAUUGGUUCAAGCCACAGCAGCAUGUACUCGAGGUGUAUGACCACUUGUUUCAUUUAAAUAUUGAAUGGUGUAGAUAGCAUUUGAGAGCUGUGGUACUCGCAUAUUGUGAAGUGACUUGGUAUUGUUUGUGUUUUAAGUGUUUGGGAUUCACUUUACAGAAACUGCUCUGCGCACAUCGGCACAGGGGUUGGUGACAUACUGUAAAUUCUCAAAUGGCAGAGCCUUUAUUCACCUGCUCGGAAAUCUCAGCAUUUCCGCCAUGUUUAUCUGUUCUUUUGAAAAAUUCGUGACAAUGUACUGUACCUCGCAUAGAAGAAAUUCCAUCAGUACAACAACAGAGUAGUGUCAUACUCACCCCUCUGCUGUUGAGUUUCUCUUUCAUUCACAUACAAUGCCUUUCUACUUGAUUGUUAUUAAGUUACCGUCAAUAAAACUCAACCUUUCCUCUUAAGUCAUCUCAGACUUAAAGUCUUCCAGUCUUCUUCCAAACCUUUCCUGGUUGGCUUUUAUUGCAGGAACUUUGAGAUUUGACGGUUGCUUAACCACGAUUGAAUAAAUGGCACAGUAAUUGAAAAUAAUUUCAAUUGGCUCAGAGCAGCAGGGCGACGAGUUUGACUUGAAUCUGCGUUUUUUUGUACUGAUGGAGGUCGAAUGCUUAUUGUGCUGAAUUUAGAAGAGCCAUGAAAAUGAAGGUAGUUUCUGUUCAUCAGUGGUUCUUUUUGUUUUUUUUUACCUAGGUAUUGUUGCUGCCCGGCCCCCGUUUGUUCAUGGUUAUUCUUUGAGAAUGUAUUGUACUUGCAUAAACCGAGCUACAAUAUCUUGCGCUAUUAUUGGUGGUAAACACUGUAAAAAUACUUCAGCAUUCAUUGAUGUGUGCAUCCUGGUUAUGUUCUUAACAGAUUACAUGAAGGUGGCUGAUUUGACAUCUACACCAGGGUGAUUUUCUGUUCAGUUAUUUUCUAAUUAUGGGCUUGAGGAAAUACGUUUACCCAGGAAUUUAUCUAAUACUGUACCUUUUUUGUUUUUUUGUACAUGAUCAAAUUUGGUCUCUUCAAACCUGUUGUGCCUUUAACACUCAAUCAAUAUACAUUUCAAAUUGUUACUCCCAUGAAAAUCUUCUCCUCUUCAACCAUCUUAUUCCCUGAGUUAACGUAUGAGUCUGUUGAUGCUGGCAAGUUGUAAGUCUUCACCUGGUUGUGACUGUGUACUUUAUGAAUAAAUUUGAAAAGCGCUGUUUAA